AUGCUGAAGUGCGUUAUCGUAGCGCUGGUGGCGAUCAGUUCGCAUGGUCUGUGGGUAAAUGCGCAGGCCAAACUGGAUCCCCGAUGCCCGCUGGUGGACAAUCCGAACAAUCCAACGCAGCUGCCACAUGAGACCGACUGCGGACUGUUCUACACCUGCUCGUAUGGUUACGCGUACUUGAAACAGUGCCCGCUGGGACUCCACUUUUCCGUUGCACUGCAGCGCUGUGAAUAUCCGUACGUUGCCAAAUGUACUUUGGGAGGAGGAACCACCACCACCACUGCGCCACAUCCAGUGACUACAACAACUACGGUGGCUUCAGUGACUACCACUGUACCGGCUACCACAAUGGCUCCCGUGACCACGACAACGCAAUCGCCAACCGUCCCGACGCCACCACCAACAGCGCCAACUCCUGGAGCAACGACUACAACUGCUAGCUCGACCGUGUCCACGACGGCAGCAAGUACCACCACGGUGGACUAUCCCACGGCUCCAACGCUAUCUCCCACAACUGCUCCAACGCUAGCUCCAACGCUAGCUCCAACAUUAGCUCCAACGUUAGCUCCAACAACCACUACCGUGGGAUCCCAAACGACCGUACCAACAGCUCCGACACCAACGCCCUCUAUACCAACUGCUCCAUCCCCCGGUACCACCACUGUACCGCCCGCCACUACCAUUCCCGGUGUCCCCACGGUAGCGACGGCAGGACCCCCGACACCACCACCACCCGGUCCCGGUGAGGGUGACGAUGACGACAUUGACGAUAUCUGCGAACCCGGCUGCUUUCUGGACUUCCGAUGCCCGAUCAACUGUGACCCCAUCCUGCCGGCGGAGGUAUUCCCGCACCCGAGCCGAUGCGAUGCCUACUUCCGCUGCAACCCGUACGGAUACGCCUGCGAAACCGUCUGCCCGCCCGGAAUGUGGUUCAACAAAAUCCUCCGACGCUGCUCGUACCAGGAUUUGGUGACCGACUGCGUCCCAGUGAACCGACCCAUCUGCGAUGACCCGCUCUGCCUGCCCAAUCCACUCUGCCCGGUACCGGAUACGGUGCCGCCGACGAAGCUUCCCAGUCCGGAAGGCGAAAACAAGUACCUGAUUUGCCGCGAUGGAUCCGCCUGCGAGAUGACCUGCCCGCCCGGUUUGAUAUGGGAUCCGAUUAACAGGCAGUGCGACUUCCCGGAUACGGAUGAACCCGAACCACCGGAAACGACGACCACCGAUGAGCCGGAACCUACGACCACCACUACUCUCCCACCGGAAACGACGACCACCACUACUCUUCCACCGGAAACGACGACCACCACUACUCUCCCACCGGAAACGACAACAACCACUACUCUCCCACCGGAAACGACGACAACCACUACUCUUCCACCGGAAACGACGACCACCACUACUCUCCCACCGGAAACGACGACCACCACUACUCUCCCACCGGAAACGACGACCACCACUACUCUCCCACCGGAAACGACAACAACCACUACUCUCCCACCGGAAACGACGACCACCACUACGCUCCCACCGGUAACGACGACCACCACUAUGCUCCCACCGGAAACGACGACGCCAGAGGUUGACUGUCCGACCUGUCCACCGUCGAACUGUGUGCCGGACAGCCGCUGCCCGCCGUGUGAAAAGUGCAUCCCGACGUACUUCCCACACGAAGAGUGCGAAAAGUUCUACAAGUGCAGCCAUGGGCUGAUCUGCGAGAUGGUGUGUCCACCGGGGCUCCACUUCAACGAGCGGGAAAAUGUGUGCGACUGGCCGUCGCAAGCGGGCUGCUACGGUCCGCCGCCGCCUAUCAUCCCUCCGGGCGACUCCACCUGCACGCCGCAUCCGAGCUGCCCGCCCACCAACGACUACGAGGUGUUCCUGCCGCACCCGGACUGCAGCCUCUUCUACAAGUGCUCGUGGGGUAACGCCUGCCUCAAGGAGUGCCCCGAUGGGUUGCACUGGAGCAAGUCGCAGAACCGCUGCGAGUGGCCGUUCCUGGCCGGGUGCGACCUCAGCUUCCCGCCGAACGAUCCGAGUUGUCCGACCUGCCCGUGCAUACCGUGCCGCUCGAACCGGAACGCCUGCCACCCUUCGCCACACUGUCCCCCGGCGUGGAUGGUGAAUACCACGGUCAGCUUCGGCCACGAGUACCGCUGCAACCAGUUCUACGAGUGUCUGUCCGGACAGGCGUGCGUCCUCGAGUGUCCGGAUGGUCUCGAGUACAACGGAGGUGCCGAGCGGUGCGACGAACCGAGCAAAUCCAUGUGCCGCUCGUGGUGGAAGUAA
Anopheles coustani is the source of this 2289-nucleotide messenger RNA. RefSeq names its product mucin-2-like. Gene Ontology annotation, cellular component: extracellular region. Gene Ontology annotation, molecular function: chitin binding. The record is from RefSeq and is a predicted model, not a curated record. Lineage: Eukaryota; Metazoa; Arthropoda; Insecta; Diptera; Culicidae. The transcript has 2 exons. The coding region runs from base 1 to 2289 and encodes 762 amino acids.